AUGAAAAUGUUAGCAAGACUCAUUCUGGGACUUGUCAUCUUUGAUGCUGCUGUGACUGCUCCCACUCUGGACCCCAUCAACUAUGACUCAGAAACUUACGAUGCCACUUUGGACGACCUGGAUAAUUUAUACAACUAUGAAAACAUACCUAUUGGUCAAGCUGAGGUUGAAAUAGCCACAGUGAUACCUUCUGGGAACAGAGAGCUUCUCACCCCACCCCCACAGCCAGAGGAGGCUGAAGAAGAGGAGGAGGAGUCCACCCCUAGACUUAUCGAUGGCUCUUCCCCACAGGAGCCUGAGUUCACUGGGGUUCUGGGCCCACACACCAAUGAAGACUUUCCAACCUGCCUUCUGUGUACAUGUAUAAGUACCACCGUAUACUGUGAUGACCAUGAACUUGAUGCUAUUCCACCGCUGCCCAAGAACACCGCUUAUUUCUAUUCCCGCUUCAACAGAAUUAAAAAGAUCAACAAAAACGAUUUUGCAAGCCUAAAUGACUUAAAAAGAAUUGAUCUGACAUCAACUAUAUCUGAGAUUGAUGAAGAUGCAUUCAGAAAGCUACCUCAACUCCGAGAGCUUGUCCUGCGUGACAACAAAAUAAGGCAGCUCCCAGAAUUGCCAAACACUUUGACAUUUAUUGAUAUUAGCAACAAUAGGCUGGGGAGGAAAGGAAUAAAGCAAGAAGCGUUUAAAGUGAUAUGUAAUGAUCUCCAUCAUCUCUACCUCACCGAUAACAAUUUGGACCACAUCCCUCUGCCACUCCCAGAAAACCUACGGGCCCUUCACCUCCAGAAUAACAACAUUUUGGAGAUGCAUGAAGAUACUUUCUGCAACGUUAAAAAUUUGACUUAUAUCCGUAAGGCGCUAGAGGAUAUUCGAUUGGAUGGAAACCCUAUCAAUCUCAGCAAAACUCCUCAAGCAUACAUGUGCCUACCUCGUUUGCCUAUUGGGAGUCUUGUCUAAUUGCGGAUAACGGUUAGCAUUAUGAUGCCUGCUAUAACGAAACAAUUCUUACUGCUCUCUUUGGAAACAAAAAGCUCAGCAUGAUACUUUCAAAUAGUGUUCUUAAAAAUGAUAUAAUUUCACAAAAUACAACUAAAAGUUUUAAGAUAUGAUGACAGUUUUAUCAAUUUAAGCAAACGCCAGAUAAGUCAAGGAUAAAAACAAAUGAUGUACAGAAAGAGUGAAACCAAAUGAGAAAAAAAAUAUGUAUCUAUUUCGCAGAUAUUCUUGAAAAUCACAUGUAACUUGCAGGCUUUAAGGAUUUCUGUCUCAUAUAGUUUCAAGUUAAGUACAUAAUAAAGAAAAAAUUUUAAAUGAGCACUUUAGGUGUAUU
This is a messenger RNA of Lynx canadensis (Canada lynx), 1336 nucleotides long. It is a transcript of the gene EPYC, whose product is annotated as epiphycan. Lineage: Eukaryota; Metazoa; Chordata; Mammalia; Carnivora; Felidae. The record is from RefSeq and is a predicted model, not a curated record. Gene Ontology annotation, molecular function: protein binding.